This is a messenger RNA of Paecilomyces variotii, 1634 nucleotides long. RefSeq names its product tRNA-guanine transglycosylase family protein. NCBI's taxonomy places the organism in Eukaryota, Fungi, Ascomycota, Eurotiomycetes, Eurotiales, Thermoascaceae. The transcript is spliced from 3 exons. The coding region runs from base 125 to 1549 and encodes 474 amino acids. Gene Ontology annotation, molecular function: tRNA-guanosine(34) queuine transglycosylase activity. The record is from RefSeq and is a predicted model, not a curated record.
AGCAGUUCGUUCGUCUCAGAAGGUUCUUAAGCCCUGCAGCGGUGGAGAUCCGGAGAUCUUCCUGUAAGUAAUACUUAUUUGCUCGCCGGCGAUCUGAAACCGAACGAAAACCCACGACGCAGACAUGGGCCUCGAGACCCUGUCCCAGCAGUCCAGCUUCAGCCUCCUGAACCCGUCAGGACCCUCGAUCUUAGCCCCUCGACUGGGCUGUCUGAAUAUCGCGGGUCGAAAACCUCAGCGGACGCCGCAUUAUGUCCCGAUCACGUCGCGGGGUACAGUCCCGCACGUCGCUCACGAUGUGAUGAGAGACCAUGUGAAGAUUGACAGUAUCUAUAUCGGACUGGAAGACUUCCUCCAGAAAGCCCACCAUGAAAGCCCCGUUUACAAGCUGCCCACUGCAGCGCAUGAAUCCCCGCUUCGAAAAUUCAUCGCGUUUCCGAAGGAUGUACUGUUGGUCCUGGGACCCCGACGAAUCCCGCCCAUCGUGUGCCCGACAUCAAACACGGAGAACUCCAUCUCCAUCAUGACGUCGGUUGGGUUCCGGCAGCUCGAGGCUGGUCAGUAUAUCGAGGCGAUCCAGAAACUACGACCGGACAUUGCGAUCGGAUUGUCGGAUCUCGUGCUGGGUGCCAAACCCGGUGCGAAGAGGCGGAUGAAGAUGGUCGAUCGAACCCAUGCAUAUACCAGGGAUGCGACAGAGCGGUUAUACGGCGACUGGGUUGCACCAGAGGCCCGAGACAAGGCGCUAUAUUUCGCCCCGGUAUUGCCGCUGGAGAAUACCCAGCAGCAACUAUACCUCCAGGACCUGGCCGAGGACCUGCGGCCGCGAAUCUCAGGCCUGGCUCUAUACGACUCAGCCUCCUUGUCCAUCGUCCCCGAGGAACUUGGCGAUCUGCCCAGACUCUCCCUCAGCGAGUACAAGACACCUCACGAUAUCCUACGAGAUAUUUCCCUAGGUGCAGACCUCGUGACGAUCCCCUUCCUCAGCGCAGCCACUGACGGCGGCAUCGCGCUGGACUUUACUUUCCCUGCUCCUGCAUCUCCCCCAUCGACACCACCACCACGACCUCUAGCUUUCGACAUGUGGUCACCAUCACAUACCACAGACCUCUCUCCAAUCACCCCCAAUUGCCAAUGCUACACCUGCACGAAACACCACCGAGCAUACAUCCGACAUCUCCUAUCAGCCAAAGAGAUGCUCGCAUGGACACUCAUCCAGAUCCACAAUUUUCACACCAUAGACUUAUUCUUCGCUGCUAUCAGGAAUAGCAUCGAAAAAGCCACUUUUGAUGAAGACAUAAGGACCUUUUCACGAAUAUAUGAAUCAGAAUUACCGCGACAAACGGGUACAGGACCUAGACUCCGCGGCUACCAACUCCCCGCCUCUGGACCGGGUCAACCGAAGCGCAAUCCCCGUGCCUAUGGCCGUUUAGACGAUGCCGUUGAAAAGUACGCGGAAUCGAUAUCUUCCGUAACUGUCCCGGACGCUGGCGCCGAUGAGUUACAAGAUCGGGGAUUCGCUGAGAAAAAGGAUGGUGCUGCUUUAUAAGAUACCGUAGUAAUAACUAUGUCCUAUAAUAGAAUAUCCUUCUAACAUGUCCAUGUACGAAACGGGUUGAUAUCUCUGAAGUCCA